Messenger RNA from Brenthis ino (lesser marbled fritillary), 237 nucleotides. Lineage: Eukaryota; Metazoa; Arthropoda; Insecta; Lepidoptera; Nymphalidae. The record is from the annotation of a GenBank genome assembly.
AUGCUGCGGCCUCUGUUGUUGAAUUACAAUUUUUCAGUAUUUUAUUGCUGGUAUGGUUUAUUUUGUUGGCAUAAUUCCAUCGUAAACAUUAUAUUUCCAGGUGAUGAGAAUGAGAGCUGCUCUGACGAGAGCAUCAUCGCUGGCCCGUCGCACCUACGUGACGUCACCAUAGCUGAAAGAGCGGGCGAGGGCGCUCCGCUGUCAGGAGAGGCCGUGUUAGCGGAGAAUGCUCAAGAA